AGGAUGGCAGCCCAAGAUUCGCAUGUUCACUGUGCCAUAUUCCAUACAAACCUAGUUCUGCACCAUUUCCUAUCAACCUGUCACAAUGUGCAUGUUGCAGGAAGAGAUAUGUACCUGACGUGUUAUUUACAACAAUAAAUCCACCACCAGAGAUACAAACUGUUGGUAAAGGUGCAUUCUUACAAGCCAGAGUUAUAAGACCCAAAAUAAACAGCAAAGCUGAGGCAAAUGCAAAAGAGAUUAGUGAUAUUCUUCCAUUUCUGGAAUAUGAUCUACACAAUCAGUUAAUGAACAAACUUAAAAUGCGAAGUAUGAAUGGAUUGUUUGGACUGAAAAUGCAGUUUGUGGUGGGAGAAAGCAUGCUGAUUGGAAUAGCAUCAGCCACUGGAGCGUACUUGGUGCCACUACCACCACCACCUGUGCCGAGGCUGUUGGGUCAGAUCACCUCGGAGGAGGAAAAUGUGGCGUUACUUGACCUUCAAAAGAAGCUUGCGGAACAAAUACAGCGUAAUAAAGAUCUUUAUCAGCUAACUGGAAUUGAUUUUUCAGGUCAGCCUAGUCCUCACAGUGUAUAUACAGAUGAUAGUGAUGAUGAAGGGUCGGAUUUAGAGUUAUCUGCUGGUAACAAGGAUACCUUUGUUUUAGAGGUAGAUGAUACGAAGGAUGAUAAUAUACAGGCCAUGUUACAUGACACCCCUCACCCUGCUGGUAUGGAUUUGUGCAAUACGGAGACGUGUCCGGGCAUACAGUCUCGACUGUUCAGUCAUAAUCUCCAGAUGUUCACACAAGUGUAUAGAAGAAAGAUUGAUCUAGAGCAGCAUAUGAAAACAGAUUUUAAAGAAUUCUUUGAUGGGGUGUAUAGGAGAUUAUUCUUCAAAUUACGGAGAAUGAUACCAUGUUGUCUGUGUAAUCUGGUAUUCAGCGUUGACGCUCCUGAAGAAGAUGAGAUUGAGGUCGUUGUCACGGGAACAUGUGUUGCCAUUGACGACAGCCAACCACAGAGCAAAGCUGUCACUGAUACUCCUGUUAGUUCUUCUGCUUCAAAUAAACAACUGUUAAAAUCUGCAAAUGUGUCGGUUGUUGGUGCCAGUGGGGAGAAUGUUGAUGAUAUGAUGUUCCAAAUGGAAGAGGUCACGGAGGGAUCAGCCUCAUCUGCAUUACAUAAAGUUCCAAAGAUUAAAGCAGAAGUAUUAAAGAAGAAACAAUCUCAAGUUUUUGGUAGAACAUUGCAGGGCAUACAGAUUACACCUUUAGCGUAUGUUCCCGGAGCUAAGAUAGAAAAAUAUAUCGGCAGUUAUAAUUUCUUCUUCAUACGGGAAACUACGUCUGUUAGAGAGGUUGGGGGUGUAUGUGGUUUUAUGCAGAAGUUUAUCAUGGAAGUUCUGGCGAUUGUACGAGCUCAUGUGUCCUCGCUGGGAGGUAACGCCCUGGUGGCGUAUAAUUUAACACAAUGUGUUCUGCUGACCAAUGAACAUAAAAACCAGAGUCAGUGUCUGAUAAACGUGUGCGGUGACGCUGUUCAUGCUGUGAAAGAAGGGGAGAUCACUGCUGUAAUACCCGAACAUGUUCGUAAACACAGCGAUUCUCCGAUUUAUGUCACCACAUGACAUUUUUGUAGACAAAUGUUGGUGAUAAUUAUACAUGUAUAUGGAUGGUGAUGAUUAUAUAUGAAUAGUGAUAAAUUAAUCUAACCAAGAAAGCAAGAGAGGCGUGUCUAGGAACUGAAAAUUUUGAAUCAGCAGUAUUUUUAACCCUUAUUCUGCUGAAAUUUUACAAUGGACUUGUCCAGCUUUCAUUCUUUUGGAACUGUCCAUUUCCAAGUUUAGGGAUAUCAGUGAUUCUGUGAUUUAUACUACUUAUACUGCAUUACUUUUGUGAAUGAAACAAAGCAAGAGUUAUAUAAUUGUGAACAACUAAUAUUAAACUUUGUUAACAAAGGGGUGAGGGGAGAAUUUUUGCCAAAUGAUCAAAUUGUUAUGUGUCUGGUAAAUGACCAUUUCACAUGGGUUACAAUCAUGAAGUGUUAUUAUGCUUAAUUUGUACAAUUGGCUUUGACUUUGGAACUAUUUGUUUUUUGUUCUUUUGUACUGCCUAUAUGACUGAAAUACUGUAUGGAAAAGGCGUAAAAUGAAACAAACAAAUGUUCUUUUGUAAAAUGCGAGGACAAUAGAUGCUAUAUUUAAACUGCUAUUAAUAUACAGAGGCUGAAUAGGGUACCUAAAUAAAAGACUGUGUAGUGGCAUUCAAAUCAUCAACUUGGGUGUGGGGAGUGGGGUUGGGGUGUAUUUUGAAGGCCUAUUUGGGGGACAGGGGUCCAAUUUCAUUCUGGGUAUAUUUCUUUAUUAUCUUGUUCAUAUUUUCUGUUUCAUGUGCCCAGAAUGGAUCUUUGCAAGAAGUUAAUAUUUUAUACUUUAAGGCUUUAAUUUGACCUCAGUAGGGCUUCUAUAAAUUUUUAGGGCAUAUUUUCAAGGCCUAUAACAACUAAACUGUAGUUUUAAAUUCUAUUAUCAUCUGUAGUUACUUUUUAAUAAGCUUGCCACUAGAUAUAUUGUACAGUAUUCAUAUAAUAGAAUAAGUCCCAUGCUGUUAAUGAAUAGUAUUAGCAUAUACUGACCCAAGCUACCUCGCGCAAUUACCAGAAAUUUUAUGUUUAAUCUUGCUUUUGUCAAUGUAUUGCAACUGUCAGCUUAGUGGUAGAGAAUCCAUCUAUAUUAGGGAGUACCGUAUGUGGGUCUGAAACCCAAAGUUAAAGAGUUCAGAGAAUAAAAAAGUAUAAAAUAAUUAUUACAGUCCCUAAAAUUUCAUUCUGGGUCCUGUCAAGUACAUAAUUAUAUAUUAUGCUUAAUCAAAUUAAUUUAGAUUAAUGAAAACAAAAAAAUAGUUCAAGAAAAAAACAACAAAUCAACAACAGUGUUAACAUGUGCAACAGAUUGUUGUUCAUUGUUUGUCCCAAUUUUAACGCCCCUUUAGCUUAGCUCAAUAGGGAGAGCAUCAUAUAAGUAAUACAGGGAACAGUACUGGUUUGAUCCUUGAGAAAUGUGACAAUUGACUUUAAGACAUUGAGUCUACUGGUUAUUUAGUUUCUUACCACUGAUUCAGAAAUCAUGUAGGAUUAGUGGUUGGUACCUUGCAGAGGAAUUGGUUAUAACUGGUUAGUCAUCGAGGAAGGCUGAUUAAGUGGAUGGGCCACCUAGAUAUGACAGAAAUGUUAAAAUGAGUCUAAAAACCAGAAAAUCAAAAAAGUUUUGUUGAAAAUAAGAAUCGCUUGCCUUAAAUGCUGGGAUUUCAUCAUUAUAAAUAAGUAAGUUUACAGAGAGGGUUCGUCACCAAACCUCAGUUCUUGCCGGUAAUGUUUAAAAUUAUAUAUGAAAACAUUCUUGGUCUUUUCCCCCAACUACACCUUUUUACCUUUAAGAUAAUAAUUAAUAAAGGUGUCCAUCUGAAGUCAGAAAGAAAUGGGUUUUUGUUGUAUUGUAUUACAUGUAUAUGACAAUGGCUUGCAAACAGAACAAACUAUCUUAAAUACUCAAAUUAAUACAUAAAGCUGUUAUUAUCUACAUCUAAUUUUGUUCAUGUAGGAGUUAUUAUAAGUGUCAUUGGUACGUUUUUUCUUUAAGUUAAAUUUUUAGUGAUAUUUUAUGUAUAUUUGUAUUAAAUACAUGUAUUUGU
Molecule: messenger RNA, 3669 nt
Organism: Ruditapes philippinarum (Manila clam)
Lineage: Eukaryota; Metazoa; Mollusca; Bivalvia; Venerida; Veneridae
Product: C2 domain-containing protein 5-like
Biological process (GO): intracellular protein transmembrane transport; positive regulation of protein targeting to membrane; positive regulation of vesicle fusion
Cellular component (GO): plasma membrane
Molecular function (GO): calcium ion binding; calcium-dependent phospholipid binding
Source: RefSeq, a predicted model, not a curated record